Molecule: messenger RNA, 647 nt
Organism: Plectropomus leopardus (leopard coralgrouper)
Lineage: Eukaryota; Metazoa; Chordata; Actinopteri; Perciformes; Serranidae
Gene: alox5ap
Product: arachidonate 5-lipoxygenase activating protein
Biological process (GO): leukotriene biosynthetic process
Cellular component (GO): endoplasmic reticulum; nuclear envelope; membrane
Molecular function (GO): leukotriene-C4 synthase activity; glutathione transferase activity; glutathione peroxidase activity
Source: RefSeq, a predicted model, not a curated record
UGACUGCAAAGACACACUUCUGGACAUGAAAGAGAAGCUCAACCUCUACAUCCACCUGCUCCUAUAGCUCGCAAGCGCAUCAUGGACGUCAUAGUGGUGGAAAGCAUUUACCUCCUGGUCAUCGUCACCCUCAUCAGCGUACUUCAGAAUGCAUUCUUCGCCCUGAAGGUAGAGAAGGAGUGCAACAGACAAAAUGUCAACACAUCUGCUUUUGAACGAGUUUCUUGCGCCAACCGUAACUGCAUGGAUGCUUAUCCCACUUUCCUGGCAGUAAUGUGGUGUGCCGGCCUGUGUCUCAGUCAAGCUCCUGCUGCCUUUGCUGGGAUCAUCUAUCUUGUAGUACGACAGAAGUACUUUGUUGGAUACAUGGGACAAACCUCUCAGAGCACCCCAGGUUACCUGUUUGGAAAACGCAUCCUUGGUUUCCUGUUCCUGAUGUGCGUCGUGGGCAUCUUCAGCUACCUGCUGAUACGCCACUAUGGCAACGACCACAAAGAAUAUGUAGAGAUCAUAACCAAAGCUGCCUCUACACUUCUCCUCAUCCCGUAGUCCAGUGUUUGUCACAUAAUGACAACAACACUUCCCCACAUUUAUCUUUCAAUUGAUGAAAACGCCAUUAAAACCCUGUACUCAUUUGUUUUGUUUUA